CGACCGACUUUGUACGAACUACCGCUGCGGUUGAAGUUUUGGUGGCAGGCCACGUCUCGCUUUUUUUUUUGUUUGUCCGUGUGGCCGAUCGCCGACGUCGAAGUGCAAUUGUAAAUAGGCGUGUGGGCACAGCCGCGAGUGAUAGGCGGAAAGGCGCGGAGGGAGGGAGAGAGAGAAGGCCCGUCGGCCCGUUGCAUGUGUGUGUGUGCGCGCUUGCGCGCUCGGCCGGCUGCAUGUAUGCGUGCGUGGACUGGGCGGGCGACCCCAGACAAGGCGAGGAGGCAGGCAGGCAACCUCGCGGCUCAGUGUUGUCAGCGCUGUGCCAGGCGGCGGGCGAGCGGCGAGAGUUCAGUCACAUCCCCGCCUCCUCCGCGAGCUGGACCACGAUGCACGCCAAGACAAAGGCGCCGCCGGCACCGCUGCGGCACACGGGCGCCGCGACGCUGCCUGACGCCCGGGCCAAGCAAGUGCUGAAGGAGGCGGUCGACGCCGUCGUCAACAGCUUCGCCAAACACACGCAGGGUUACGGCAGAGUGAACGUGGUGGAGGCGCUGCAGGAGUUCUGGCAGAUGAAGCAGGCGCGCGGAGCCGACCUCAAGAACGGCGCCCUCGUCAUCUACGAGUCGGUCCCGGCGUCCAGCCCGCCCUACGUCUGCUACGUCACGCUGCCCGGCGGCUCGUGCUUCGGCAGCUUCCAGAACUGCCCCACCAAGGCGGAGGCGCGCCGCAGCGCCGCCAAGAUCGCCCUCAUGAACUCCGUGUUCAACGAGCACCCGUCCAGGAGGAUAUCCGACGACUUCAUCGAGAAGGCGGUGGCGGAGGCCAGGUCCUCCUUCAAGGGCGACCCGGAGGAGGCGGACAACCCCAACACGGGCAUCGGCGCGUUCCGCUUCAUGCUGGAGACGAACAAGGGGCGCACCAUGCUGGAGUUCCAGGAGCUGAUGACGGUGUUCCAGCUGCUGCACUGGAACGGCAGCCUGAAGGCGAUGCGCGAGCGUCAGUGCUCGCGCCAGGAGGUGGUGGCGCACUACUCGAACCGCGCGCUCGACGACGACAUGCGGUCGCAGAUGGCGCUGGACUGGAUCGCGCGUGAGCAGGAGAGCUCGGGGGCGCUGGGGCGCGAGCUGGGGCUGGCGGAGCGCGAGCUGGACACGGCGAGGCUCGCCGGCCGCGAGCUGCGCUUCCCCAAGGAGAAGAAGGACAUCCUGAUGCUGGCGCACACGCAGGUCAACGGCUCGCUGUCCAGCUAGUGCCCGGCCCGAGCCCCUGUUCGCCGCAAACAUCCACCACGUUCUCAUUACGGAAUAAUCCCGCAGGACACUUAAAUUAUUUAUGCGGACGACAGUGAAUUUUCGCCUCGGAAAAUGGGGCCGUGUUUUUUUUUUCCUCUCUGUCUCCAGAGCUAGUUCCUGCGCUGUACUUACUUACUAAAAGAGCGCCGAGCGUCCACGAAAAUUCCCAUCCGUGAUGUUCUUGAUUUCUGUGCUGGAGUGAUUUGUUCUAAAAAAAAAAAAUGCGUUUAUAUAUAUGGAACGUUGUUUGGACCUAUGUAUGUGUUUGUGCCUUGGGUAAAGAUACGUAAUUGAAUUGUUGAUAUUUAUCAAUUGUGUUUUUAAAACUGUACUUUUGAGUCCUUAAAUUGGCCUUAAAAAGGCUUUUAAGGCACGACCAAAUAUCUUGUCAGAUUCUCGCAGUAAGAUCUCUUGGAAAUACCAGAAAACGUUGUACACCACUCCAAAUUUGCAAUUAAAACUACCACAUUAUACUGGAAUAUAAACUGCCUGUUAAUUGAGCGUCCAGCUUCCAAGUCUUGAUUGAAUUCGCCCUUUACAGUUUUAGGCUUUGGCGGUUUAAGAAGUGUGGAAAUUCCGUGUUUCACUUAUUAAUGAGCUAUACUAGCAAUGAACGUUCAGACAUUUUUUAGACGUUCUUUCUUACACAAUUUUGGUUACUUUGACGACAGAUUAAAAAUACAUUAAUUUAAGUUAUUUUUACCACCCGCUAAUAUAAUAUGUAGUUUUAUAAUUAUUCAUUGCAAUGGUAUUUUCUAAGAAUAAUCUGGACUGUGUUAGUGGGGAGUUAGUAUGUACUUCCACCUUUUUGGAUUAAAACAUUGAAUCUCGAAAUUAUUCAAAAUCGUAUACCGCAUUUAAAAAUAGUGUCAAUUUAAAGCUCUAAAUGGCGGAUUUUAACACGUCUUAUAUGUUGGCAUGCAAUAUACACUCCAACGGGCAUAUUUCCAGUAUGUUAAGUUCUGGAGGUGGGUGUACCAUAAUUAUUAAGACAUUCCGCUUAGAAUAUCUGUGAUUUACGUUAGCAUGGGCAGCCACAAACUAGAUGGAUGUUGGAGUUGAUAGCUCGGUGAUAAAAUCAGAGAUGUUGAUCUACUCUAACAGCCCUAAACAGAUGUUAUUUGUAUAUUGUAGAGCGGAUUUGUACAGAUUUCCUAAAUGUGUCUAAUUGUUCUUAUUAUACCAAUCUCUAUGAUGUUCAUAUUUCGUUUAUUCACUAUUUGAAUGCGGUGAAACCAAAAUUUGUACAUUAACAAAUUUUCGUAUAUUAAAGCAGGAAGCUAUUUAACAAGAAAACAUUUUUUUGUCAGUAGCGCUGAAUUUCAUACCGUUGUCGCCAUGUUUAUAUUGGCUGAUAAUAAUGUCCAGCUGUACGUAUUUUAAACACAAAGUACGUUAAAUGUUAUUAUACGUAAAUUCAGUACGUUAGCAAAAAUCUUUGCAGGUGUUCAUGAAGUUAAGUGUGAUGUCUUUCAGUAGAACAUUGCAGUAUAGUGCUACUGUAUACAUCUCGGCACCGUAUUGUAAUGCCGGUAUUGUGCAUAGAUACCCUUAAGUAUCAAAAUGUAAAAUAUUUUUUGUUAGAAUGCAUUGUGACCUGUGAUUGAGUUUCCUAAAAUACCUGCUCAUAUGCUCAUAAACUUUCAAAAAAAUUAGAAUUUCCUGCCACUGUUGGUAGGGGUAUGUAUAUUUCUGCUUUUACGGAAAUGAAACUUGUACUUCUUGAGUUCGAGUAGGAUGAUCUUAUAACCAUGUUCUUUAUUUCGAAUGAUUAAUUAUGUAACCCAUAGAAGUGGAAAUACGACGGUUGUUCUCUUGUUUCAUACGGAAGCUUUGGAGGAAACUUGGCAGAAUGUUUGUUUAACCAAAUCAAUGUUGGAAAAACCACAUAUGUCAUUGAUGUAUUGCCGAUCAAUUGCCUCUUGAUGAGUGGCACACGAUACUUGAUAUUCAACCAACUUCAGGAAUAAUUAAACAACGCAGGGAUUUGUACAGAUUUUCUAAAUAUGUCUAAAGUUUUCUUACUAUACUCAUCUCUAGGAUGUUAAUAUUUUUUUAUUCACUAUUUUUAAUGCAAUGAAACCAAAAUUUGCUCAUUAACCAAUUUUCAUAUAUAAAAGCAGGAAGGAACUUCAUGCUGACUUUUUAUAACGUGAAAUCCGCGUGACGGUUACAACUUUACUUUAAUUAAUUAACCUAAUUUACUUUAAUUAAUCAACCUAAUUAAAGUAAACGUGUUUGUAAUUCUUCCAGGCUCACAUGCAGUCCUUCCGUUGUGAGUUUAAUGCAAAAAUUCUUUCUUAUUACAAUAAUUUGUUUAAUUUUUAAUUUUUUCCCCUUGAAUUUUUCACAACGAAUUGAAAAUGAUGCAUAUGUUGCUCUUGUUCAGUUUUUUUUUUUAAUUUAUUUUGGAACUGGAAUUAACAACGCAAGCUCAUAACCUAGACGAUGCCACUCAGUGGAAGAUUCCAGAGUGACUUCUAACACAUUGUGUGAGGAAUAAGGGUUAGCCAGUGACAGGACUAAACUUUUCGCCUGUGGCGAGCCGGCAAGAAUCUGUCUGAACCCACGAACCGGGAAAUGACAGAAUAUUUGUCGCAUGGCGUUUGUGCAACUCAGCACGGAAAUUAGCAUUAUGCCAAAGCGCAUUCAUAGACUGAUGGCGGGAUGUUGUAAAAGUAAACAUCCAGUGCUGAAAGAAAAGCUUAACUUGCAGUAACUAGACAUUGAAAAGACACCUUGCUCAGCGAGAUUUCCCAACAUUGCAUGAAAGUCGUUCCCGUAGUGUUUCAAACAUGAAAUUUCAUUUUUAUGAUGUCUAUAACAUUUUUCUUUAAGAAUAAAAUAUGUUUUAUCUGUUGUGUUGAGUUUUUAAAGUAUUGCGAAAUGUGUUUAACAUCGCAAAAUUUUUACGCCAAAAUCACAGUGAACAUAUUUGUUUGCAUGCAAAGCAAAAGGUCCAAAUUUCAAUUAAACAGUUCGGUUUCCAUGAGUUAAAGAAAUUUGCAGAAGCUGUGAGUAAAAGUAUCGUUUGAUGUUCUGCCAGGGCCUGCCUCUUAGUAUGCAAGCUCGGGUGACAGAUGCAGCGAAAACGUCCGUCUUGACGUGUGGGCUUCAUGGUUAUUUUGUAAGACCGAUUUGGAACAUCAGUGCGACUUAAGACUGUGUAGUUUGAUCGUGUCUCCUUCUGUACAAUCUCCCCCCCCCCUUUUUUUUUCUUUCAAAAAUCUAUCUUAAGAUCUGUCCAUGAAUAUGACAAUGAUUUGUAGAGACCCGGAAAUUUCGUGGAUUCCUCUGGCCUCAGGAGAGAAUUCAAAGUUAUAGGUGUGCUCGACCCAUGUUUACUUUCCCAUUGGUUGAUUUCUUAGCGAGAACAUUUUUAUGCUUGUUAUUUGGCACUACCUGAUUCGCUUACUUCUCUCCUAGCUGGUCAUCAUUGGCUCACGGUCGUAGAGGGGCGUGUCCAAACAAUUGCGUGCCAAUCAUGAACCCACUGCGAGAGUGUGAAGGUUUGCAUUCUAGCUUGCGAAUAAAUUAAUCCGCGAAAUUUCCGGGUCUCUGAUGAUUUGUUAAAAGAUACAAACUCAGUGAAAUAUGGUAGCGAAACGUAGGCGAGUACAAGCGAGUGGUGUGUACGCGUUGUAGUUUUCAUUCCCGACGCGGUGAAGCAGCAUUAUCUUGUACGCGAGUCCUUCCUCACCUCGCCGUUCUCGUUGGACGCUGUCCAGCGGCCGCCGGGGACGCGUCGCGACGCGUGGGUGCUCGCCGCGACGCCGAUGUCAAUGCCGUGGGAACCGAAGGUCGCGCGCAGUUCUUGGGGCCUACCUCUAUCUCCCCCCUCCCUUCCUACUCUCUCUCUCUCCCCCCCCCCCCUGCUACUGAUCCUUGUCGUCCUCUCGCGCGAUCUCUCCGUGCGCGAUCAGGGCGUCGACCCGCCGUCCGCCUUUCCCAGUGGCGGACACGGCAUAUCAUUUCCGAAGGGGGGAUUUUUGAAAAAAAAAAUGUAAAAGUCUAUACUUAAAAAAAAAUUGCAUUGCUAUUUAACACUGCCCGCUGACAAAUGGGCGUACGGUAGUAGCCGCAGGUGACGUGGUAUCUCACACAGCAACAGUACAUACUGUAUACACUGAUAUUUUGAGAAAAAAAAAAAUUAUAACUUCGGGAGGGAGGGAGGGAAGGUUGUAUAUCGCCCCUAUCCUCCCCUCGGUUUUCCGCCACUGGCCUCUCCGCCCUGAAGAGGACAUUUUCAUAAGUAUGGCCAUAAUUAUUUAUCCUUACAUUCGAUUCAGAUCUCGAUUAUAAUGUGAACAUUCGAUUAGAUUCGUCUGAUUCACGGCAUAAAAUUAAUUUCACGCUCCGCAAAAACGGAAUUAGCAAUAUUUUUAAAAUUUUUACCCCUUCGGAAGCAGUGCUACAGCUGUACAUGAACUGAAAUCAGAUGUCGACAGACCGCGGCUCGCUAACCGCAUGCGGCUAUUUUCAUAGGAUUUCACAGCCCUACUACUCACUGCGCUGCCACAACGCAAUAGAAAAAUACAGAACAAAAUCAAACGGCACAAUCACGACGCAUGUCCUAGACCUGCGCGCGCACCCUAGCAUCGCCCCGCCUCACCACCGCUUUCGACAAGGUGAUUUUUUUUUAAUUUUAACAAUUAGUUAAAUAAAAGAAUUUAGGUUUUCUCGUUUUUAAUCAGUAGAGUAUUACUAAUAACUACCGUGUUUUUUUCUUUAAAUUUUUUUCUAACCAGCCUUCAUUUUUAAGACAUUAUGUUGAAAUUGUGAAUAAAAUAUUUUGUUUUUAUCUAUUUUUUUUAUCGUCUUCAAAAUUCCACGUAGGCACAGAGAAAAUAUACGUUGCUGCUCUCUAAAAAAAUUGGAGGAUCUGUUUACUUAAUAUUUGGCUCAUCUCACCCAUAAGUCUGCCGACCCGUGCCUUACACCAAGAGUCAGACGCGAAUCACCUCCUACUCCAUCCUCGGAGGCGGGGGUUCGUUCCUACAGGAAGAACCUGAUAUUAAAUUCUGUCAGAGAUUGGCCUUGGAAUUUUUUUUUAAAAUAUUUGUGGCCUCAAAAACUGAAGUUUAAUAGUUUCACACAACUUUUGAUGAAAGAAAAGUUUAACCCAAGAAACUAAGGGCGGUAUUCCAGGACACAAAAAGAAGGGUUUAGGGGGUUGAACAUGCUACACCCGUAAUACCCUAACCGUAUUCCAAGUGCACGAAAGUACACGGGUUGCCCUUUAUUUUUAGGGAACGAACUUUUGUGUCCUUUCCGUUGCCGAUCUGUUGCCCAAAUUCCGCUCAUUAGCAGAGCUCACUUUUACGUUGAUAUCGUCCAGAUGGUGCCCGCGUCUGGCGCCAUUAACUUGUAUAUAGUCAUUUUUUUGUGAUCAUUGGGGUGUGCUAAAUGAAACUUUAUGACGGCGAAACUAUCCCGGAGUACAUAUUUUUUAUGCUUUAAUGGUCAUAACAAGAGUACUUGAAAAAAUUAAAAAGGCGGUUCUGUUUUAAGGUCGACGGUGCUGCUAUCUCUAGUAGUUUUACCGUAAUAAUUGUAUCGAUGGUUGCGAAACGUCCGCUAGAAUGCCAUGAAACCAGUUUAUAGCCUCGCGCACGGGCGCCGUUUAUUAAAACGUUUGCCGAUUUGUUCCCACUAUUGGGACUCUGGUUUGGACGCGUUCUGGAAUGCGGCCCGCGAGUUGUAUCCCGACAAGGCAGUGCUUAGUCGCUAACCUUACCCGGAUGAUUGGACUACAACGCUAAGUAUUGUCGGUGAACGUAAAUAUCCCCUCCAAAAAUGAAAUAAAAAUGGAUACGCGGCCUCUGGAGCAGUUCUUUGCUCGGUGGUCUCCGGCCGGCGAGCCCAGCGCCGACUGCAGGACAAGGGAACCGCGCGGACGGCAGGCCUGUUCGAUCCCAAACGUCAGAGACGCUGUCUCUCCUCGAGCUUCCCUGCCUUGUUUUCCUUCUUCCUCCUCCUCCUCCUCCUCCUCCUCCUCCUCCUCUUCGUUAUCCCGCCCGUGCGUGCGCGUGUGUGCAUUUGGGUAGGGCAAGGAGAACACGGCGGGCGCUUUGUUUGCCCGGGCGGUUCUCGGAACAGCGCGGACGACGCCGUCGGCUCUUGUGACGGAGGGAGGGGGGGAGGUCGGAAGAAUGCAGUUGACAGUCGAGCCGAGGGUCGUACGUUGACACCCGUUCCUUCCGUCUGGCGCGGACAGGGGGUGGACACACCAUCAGGUUGGGGAAGCGAGCCCCCCACUUUUUUUUUGUCGUCGCUAUUCGGUAGAUCGAAAACGUUUUUUAAUGCAUCUUGAAUAACUGAUGAGAACCUAAUUGGACGCGAAACAUCAGUAUUAAAAUACAUAUAUUUUGCAAGAACGGGCAGCAAUUUAUUAAAUGAUUGAAGAACUUUUUUCAAUUAUUAUUGCUAUACGAUUAAACGCAAACUCAAUUUUCCAUAUUGUCUCUUUACGUUUCGUCGUGUUCUUCACAUUAUCGAUGCAACCCUUUCCUUAAGCUUCAGCCGGAAAUUUAAAUCUGAUCUACGUGUCAGAAUAAGCGUAAAAAUUUUUUUUAUGUUUUAGUUUUCCUGUGAGAACACGUAAUUUUCUCUUUUAAGUUGAAUUUAGUCUGGUUACCAUCAUUUAUCAUGGAUAGUGUGUGAGAAAGAGAGAGGAAGGGAAAGAGAAGGAGGGAGGAAAGGGAUAGAUGUGAAUAUACUGGAAGAAGGCCUGUGAUGGAUUGUUAUUAUUUUAAGCUCUUUUCGGGAACAGAAUCUAAAAGCCGCGUGCUAAUUCAUUUCUAAGUAAAUUGCGAAACGCUUACCUUUUAAAGUGCCAGUUUCGAAACCUGCUCUGCCACUCAUCACUCAUUUAUGGAAGAGUAUGUGUCCCUCACCAAAGUCCCAUAAACCUGUCAGCCUCUCCCACCCUCCCUCCCAUUUAUCCUUCUUCUUCUCUCUCUAUUUCCUCCCCUCUCCCCCCAAGACAGUCUAUGGUUGCAUCCCCCCCCCCCCCUGUCCCCGUAUCUGCCCGGAAAUUUGAUGGGACGCGAGUACGACGUUGUCCUCACCUGCUGGGACUAAAAGCGUGGCCAGAGUUGAAAACCGUGUUUUCCCGGACGUAGCUGAAAGUCAGUGUAGUCCCUCGCCGACAGGUCACGCCAUUUGUGAGUUAUGUAGCUCGGCGGGAAUGCUUCGACGCUCCUUAUCAAACGUUCGUAGUACCAGCUCAGCCGUUGAAGCCAUCUGUCACGAUCCGAAAUACGUGUUCGCAAAUGCUUCCCGUGUCGCCAGUGCAGGACUUUUCCUGAGCGUAGCAGAGCAUAACCAGUAUUUUUACCCGAAUGGCACGCUGUUAGUAAUUACAUUAAAUUUACGGAUUUUUCAACGAAGAAUUUAACUCAAAUAAACGAUGAGUUCUCAAAAUUACAAAUAACUGAAUCUUCGUGGAAACUUCUGCAUCGUAUUUCGACUUCCGAGUUGCAUGUUUCGUUCUAAACAAACGUAAACCGCGCACUUAGACAAAAUAAGAUUGUUCUUACUGAAGACUUUGCCAGAUUUUAAAUGUUUCAUUAAUAUACAGAGAAUAUGCUUUUGGAUUCGUUUUCAAAAUAAGUGAAAUCUUGUCCGUAAAUUUACGACGAUAGCCGUAAAUUGACGAAGAUCCCUGGAUCAUUUGUAACCAACGUUUUUCGUAAAUUAAAGGUGAAAUUUUUUAACACUGCGUGUGAUGACAGUGUUGGAGGGGGGGAGGGGGGAGGGUUUACCUUUACUAUUACUAAAAUAUUUCUUAGUAACAAUGAAUUUUUUUUUGUAUUUAAGCUUAGAAAGUAGUUUGGUUAGGCAUUAGAAAACGUGGGAUUUGCGUUACUGCUUUCCCUUUGUCGCCACUUGAUGUCAUGAUCAUAAGCUGAAUGGAAUCUUUGCCAGUUGUGUUAGACGCACAGAGAGGUAGCGAUGAAGUCCCAUUGAAAUCAUUCUUUCACCAGUAUACAAUUGUCAGAAUGGAAUAUCAUGCUUCUUUCAGCUCAUUCGUAGAAAGGAACGCUGGUAGGGUUUGAAGGAUUAAAAAAAAAAAAAAAAAAAAAAA
Molecule: messenger RNA, 9381 nt
Organism: Bacillus rossius redtenbacheri
Lineage: Eukaryota; Metazoa; Arthropoda; Insecta; Phasmatodea; Bacillidae
Gene: lft
Product: protein limb expression 1 homolog
Exons: 4
Coding region: 234-1250 (338 amino acids)
Biological process (GO): autophagosome maturation
Cellular component (GO): cytoplasm
Source: RefSeq, a predicted model, not a curated record